Messenger RNA from Saccoglossus kowalevskii, 672 nucleotides. RefSeq names its product N-acetyltransferase 8-like. The record is from RefSeq and is a predicted model, not a curated record. Lineage: Eukaryota; Metazoa; Hemichordata; Enteropneusta; Harrimaniidae.
AUGACCGCCAAAAAAGACAUAUUAGAAAUUAGAGAGUUAAGAAAGCCUGAAGAGAAAGAAGCCUUAAGAUUAUUAGAAUUUUAUGGAUUAGCACUUGGUGUUGUCAAACCAUUGUUUAUUCACGUUACUACUCAUCCGAUUUCUAUCUUGCUGAUGAUGUUUAUUUCGGUCGCUUUCUUUAAACUGAGUGGCAGUUUUCUUAUCAGCUUGCUCCUACCGAUGCCAGUUCUUGCCUUUAUAUAUACCUUGAAAAAUCUACCGUUACUGUCCAGACGACAUCGAAAACGUCACAUUGACAGAACCAGAGGUUUUUACGCACAUUAUCGAUGUCGAGAAGGAUGUAAUUUUUUCGUUGCCUUACACGAUGGAAAGAUCGUCGGGACCGUCGGGGUUGAUCGGAAAUCGCCGGGAGUAGGCGAAAUCCGCCGAAUGGUUGUUCAUCCAAGACAUCGGCGUAUCGGUCUCGCCUGCAGACUCUUAGCGGUGGCCGAGGAAUACUGUAGGAAAGUUGAAAGUUAUAGAUAUAUUGAGCUUUCUACAUCUCACGUACAAAGACCAGCAAUUGCAUUUUACACGAAACAAGGGUAUCAACUUGUAAAUGUUACACCCCUGAGCGUUUUCGUCCCGGGCUAUGUCAGUCACGACAACUGGAACUUUCGUAAAGUUAUUUAG